CGGAGGCAGUAUGCUGAAUGACGUCAACAUCUCGGCGAUAUUGGACUCGUUCUCCGUCAGUUACGAUAAAAGAGUAAGGCCGAACUACGGAGGUCCACCAGUGGAGGUCGGCGUCACCAUGUAUGUCCUCAGCAUCAGCUCCGUGUCCGAAGUGUUGAUGGUACAGUUUGCAUUCUCAAACUCAUACAGAACUCACAACGACAGCCGUCCGUUCAUUUCUUUGUUACUUGUUAUAUUUACUUAUUAAUCCUCCCCCCCCCCCUAUACUACUAGUACCCCC
Apis florea (little honeybee) is the source of this 280-nucleotide messenger RNA. RefSeq names its product Resistant to dieldrin (gene Rdl). Gene Ontology annotation, cellular component: membrane. The record is from RefSeq and is a predicted model, not a curated record. Gene Ontology annotation, molecular function: extracellular ligand-gated monoatomic ion channel activity; GABA-A receptor activity. NCBI's taxonomy places the organism in Eukaryota, Metazoa, Arthropoda, Insecta, Hymenoptera, Apidae. Gene Ontology annotation, biological process: monoatomic ion transmembrane transport.